Xiphophorus couchianus (Monterrey platyfish) is the source of this 1789-nucleotide messenger RNA. RefSeq names its product phosphoethanolamine/phosphocholine phosphatase 1 (gene phospho1). Gene Ontology annotation, molecular function: phosphatase activity. Lineage: Eukaryota; Metazoa; Chordata; Actinopteri; Cyprinodontiformes; Poeciliidae. The record is from RefSeq and is a predicted model, not a curated record. Bases 215 to 1069 code for a protein of 284 amino acids. The transcript has 3 exons.
GGCACGCUCACAGCGGCUCCGCAGAUAAAAGUGCGUGAGCCGCGGGUCGGCUGCUGCUGUAACUCUGCCUUCUGUAACCAAAGAGACCGGAUCGAACCUGACAACGGGGGAUCGGAACCAGUGCUGGUUCGGCCAGCCGCACAAUUUGAAAGCCUCUGCGAUUCAGGUCAAGAGAGCCGUGGGCGCAAUUCAAGGGGAGUGGAGCUGGUCAGUCAUGGGGGAUUCAGUCUUCAACUGCUGUUAUGUCCCCUCUCAGCCCCCAGGUGAAGAGGAGCAGCACAGGUUCAGGCAUACAGACAUCAUGGCCUCCCAUUCUGCUUCCAUCUCCCCGGACAAACGCUUCAUAAUCUUCUUUGACUUCGAUGAAACCAUCGUGGAUGAAACCAGCGACGACAUGGUGGUGCAGGCCGCCCCGGGUCAGUACCUGCCCGGCUGGCUGAAGGACACCUAUCAGCCCGGCCGCUACAACGAGUACAUGCAGCGAGUACUGGCCUACCUGGCGGAGCAGGGCGUCACCGAGAGCGACUUACGCAGCAUCAUGGAGAAGAUUCCCGCAUCCCCCGGCAUGCUCACCCUCUUCCAGUUCCUGCGCAACCGCUCGGCGCAUGACUUUGAGGUGGUGCUGGUGUCUGACGCCAACACCUUCUUCAUCGAGUCUUGGCUUCGACGCGCCGGGGUGCGCCAGCUCUUCCACCGGAUCUUCACCAACCCGGCCACUUUCAACAAGAACGGUAGGCUGGUGUUGCGGCCCUUUCACUCCCACGAGUGCCAGCGGUGCCCGGACAACAUGUGCAAGCAGGUGGUCGUCAGGGACUACGUGGCGCGCAGGACGCAGGAGCGCGGCCGCCCUUACCAGCGGAUCUUCUAUGUAGGGGAUGGGGCCAACGACUUCUGUCCUGCGCUCUCGCUCGGGCCUCGAGACGUGGCUUUCCCACGCAGGGACUUCCCCAUGCAUCGGCUCAUCACAGAAAUCCACGAAGCCAUGCCCGGGGAGUUCAAGGCGGUCACAGUGCCUUGGGUCAGCGGGGAAGAUGUGAUUACGCGAUUGAGGAAACUAGUGGCGGAAUAGAGAAUUAGAUGGGAGAGCAGAAAAUUAAUUAGUAGGCUACAAUAAAUAGACUAUUUAACGUCACGCUCUCAGGUGAAACUCCUAAAAAAAUAUAAUUCUAAUAGCAAUAAGAAACAUUUUUGAGUAAAGUUAAGGGUAUCCAAAGCCUAUAACAAGAACAGGCUGUGAACUCCUCAGCUAAACUUAAAUUAGAGUGUGUUUGAAAUCAGAAUCUAAUGUAUACCAUCUCUACAAGUAAAGAAAACGUCAGAGCUUGGAAAAGUAUUUGCAUAAAAUGCAACAAUAUACGAUAUUACCGCUCAUGUAUUAAUUAUAUGGGGUAAUUUAGGAGUUGUCUGUGUUUACAUGUGGGACGAUUAAAAGAUUUAAAAUGUCAUUCAUUUAUUUCCCCCCAAUAUUAUAGUUGUGCUUUUUUUUUGAAACUGCACAAUUGGAAUAUGACUUGGUUUUGUAAAUUAUAGCGUCAACCUGACAACACUGCCACCUAAUGGUGAUGGGCAUUAAUACAGACCAAACUGUCUUUUUAUUCAGUUUUUUUAUUAUUCUUUUUUAAUCACCAUAUAUUUUAAGAGUUUGUCUAAUUUAUAGAUGCAUUGUAUUGUAAAUGAAAUGUUAUUUUUAUCUCUGUAAUAUGUCUGUUAUCUUGUUUUGUCUGUACCGUGGAUAGGCCCAGCCUAUAAAAUACCAGCAGCAGGAAUAAAGCCAUAACCUGAAACAGUG